Molecule: messenger RNA, 639 nt
Organism: Lodderomyces pseudojiufengensis
Lineage: Eukaryota; Fungi; Ascomycota; Pichiomycetes; Serinales; Debaryomycetaceae
Product: NEDD8-conjugating protein
Exons: 1
Coding region: 1-639 (212 amino acids)
Biological process (GO): protein neddylation
Cellular component (GO): nucleus
Molecular function (GO): NEDD8 transferase activity
Source: RefSeq, a predicted model, not a curated record
AUGUUAAAGAUACGUGAACUACAACGGAAAAGACAAGAAGAAGAAGCAGCUAAAGCAAAAGCAAAUUCAGAAUCACCAUCUUCAUCAUCAUCCCCAGUUUCAUCAACUACAAAUAAAAAUACAAACACACAAUCACAACCACAACCACAAAAUUCAUCAAUAACAAAAGUAAGUGCAGCUCAACUUCGAAUUCAAAAAGAUAUAUCAGAAUUAGAUUUACCAAAAAAUAUAAAAUUAAAUUUCCCAAAUAUUCAAGAUUUUUUCAAUUUUGAUUUAAAAAUUAUACCAAAUGAAGGAUAUUAUAAAAAUGGGAAAUUUAAAUUUAAAAUUGAAAUUUCAAAAAAUUUUCCAAUUGAUCCUCCAAAAAUUAAAUGUUUAAAUAAAAUUUAUCAUCCAAAUAUUGAUUUAAAUGGUAAUAUAUGUUUAAAUAUCUUGAGAGAAGAUUGGUCUCCUGUAUUAAGUUUAAAUUCAAUAUUAAUUGGUUUAAAUUUUUUAUUUUUAGAACCAAAUCCUAAUGAUCCUUUAAAUAAAGAAGCUGCUAAUAUGUUAGUUAAAGAUAAAAAGCAAUUUGAAAGAAAUGUAAGUAGUUCAAUGAGAGGUGGUAAUAUUUCAAUGAUUUCUUAUGAUCAUGUUAUGUAA